AUGAAACUUUUGUUGAGUAUUUUUUUAGAAGAGAAUCCUAUUUACAAUAUAACGACAAGUCUUAUUCUAGUGGAUGAGAUAAAUAGAAUGUUAAAUAUAACGACAACUCUAUCACUGGAGCCCGCACAGCCCAUUUGGCCUGUGAUAAUAGGCUGUAUAGCAGGAAUACUGCUACUAGCUGUUAUAGUAUUCGUGAUGUAUAAGUAUGGAUUCUUCUCCCGCCAACGUCGCGAAGACUUAAAACGCCUUCAAGAGCAAUGUCAAUCAGAACCAAGCACUUCUAUGUGCGAUGUCCACUUCGCUGCAGAAGAAUCCAGCACGGAGCUAUUGUCAGACUCUGAAUAG
This is a messenger RNA of Pieris macdunnoughi, 345 nucleotides long. The record is from the annotation of a GenBank genome assembly. Lineage: Eukaryota; Metazoa; Arthropoda; Insecta; Lepidoptera; Pieridae.